Messenger RNA from Neurospora hispaniola, 1691 nucleotides. RefSeq lists its product as uncharacterized. The transcript has a single exon. Bases 311 to 1603 code for a protein of 430 amino acids. NCBI's taxonomy places the organism in Eukaryota, Fungi, Ascomycota, Sordariomycetes, Sordariales, Sordariaceae. The record is from RefSeq and is a predicted model, not a curated record.
CAAAAAAAGAAAGAGAGAAAAAAAGAAAAAAAGAAAGAAAGAAAGGGGAGACUGUUUUGAUACCCUAAGCGAAGGGCGAGAUCUGGAUCAUGGAGAAGAAGCAAAGCGUGAUAGCCUCAACAACAUCGCACCGAGCGAAAACUUUCAUCGCCUGGCGACCCUUCAAAAGUCUAUAUAACACUAGAUGAGCAGCCCAUCAUCGACAUGACUUUUACUCCUCAUCACUCUCAACCUCUUCUCUUCCUUCACUACCUUCACUCUACAAAAGACACUCAACAGCAACAAAACACUCCUUUGAUUUCAUUUCAAAAUGGCUUUGAACCUCAUUCCCCGCCUUCCCUCCCUCUCCGUCCUCGCGGCAGCCGACAACGUCUGCCGCAUCGAUCUCACCGUUCUCUUCCCCGACUGCGCCUCCAUCGAGAUCGGCGUCCCCCCCAACCAGCCUCACUCGGUUGACGUUCAGCCUUCCACCAUCUAUGUAACCGUCUCUGGUCCUACUGUCACUGUUCCUCCUCAUGGUGACCAUACUCAUGGUCCUGGAGCCGGCGGUUCUGUUGGUCCUGGUGGAUCUGCUCAGUGGCCUGUCACUACCACUUGCGAUGAGGAAGGACUCGUGACGGCUAUGCCUAUCCCUACUGGACCUCCUUCUGGACCUGGUGGUCCUGGCAGUGGUGGUCCCGGAAACGGUGGUCCCGGCUCCGGUAACAAUGGACCGGGCAAUGGCAACAACGGUCCCGGCUCCGGUAACAAUGGACCGGGCACUGGCAACAACGGUCCCGGCUCCGGUAACAAUGGACCGGGCACUGGCAACAACGGUCCCGGCUCCGGUAACAAUGGACCGGGCACUGGCAACAACGGUCCCGGCUCCGGUAACAAUGGACCGGGCAACGGCAAUAACGGUCCCGGCUCCGGUAACAAUGGACCGGGCAACGGCAAUAACAACCCCAGCCCCUCCUCCACCACCACCCUCACCACCCGCACUACCCUCACCACCGCCAUCCGGACUUCUCUCCCCACACCCACCACCACCUCCUGCCCUCUCCCCCCUUUCCUCUCCAUCUCCACCACCCUCGCCGACUUGCUUGACCUCGACCUCAAGCUCUACCUCGACCUCUCCUCCCUCACCUCCGGCGUCUCCUCUCUGUUGGAUUCCGUCAGCAACCUGCUAGGAGCCGACAAUCGCCCUGCUUCUCCUUCCAACCUGCCCACCACGCAAGUCUCUCGCUUCCGCACUUUGCCCUGCGGUACCUCGCUUGGUUCGCUUCCCGGUGGUAACAGCACUACCAUCCCUAUCAACAACACUGACGGACCUGAUGGUGGCAAUGGCAACGGCAACGGCAACGGCGAUGGCGACAACUCCGGCAGCUCCGCAAUCGAGGAGUGCAUCCAGCGCUGCGAAAAGGAUGCUAUCCGCGCUAGUCUCGAGCUGUUGACGCUGAGGGAUUGCUUGGGCGUUACUGUCGAUCGCACGACUACCGUGGACAACUGCUUGUGGUUUGUCGGUCCCAGGGGUGAGAAGUUGCCCGUUUUGGACUUGGGGGUUGUGGUCGAUCUGACUGGGCUUCUUGGCGAGGGUGUGGAGAGUGCGGUCAGGGAUGAUUGAGGAGGUUGUUGAUGCCGAGCGUUGAAACUGCUGCUCCUGUGGUUGGUCCCAUCGUUGGCGAUGCCGCUGGUCCGCUGCGGACGCUGCC